AAAAUUAAACUUCUUGCGUUUUCAGUGAAAAAUGGACAUAGCUAAAUGGGUAGAACAUGCAAGGACUUGUUACAGCACUCAACUUGACACUAAAAUCAAAGUUAUUGGAGUUAUUGGAAAAGACUAUCCGGAUCACGGAAAAGGAGAUAAUAUUAAUUGUUAUUUAAGGGAAAAUGUUUUCCCAGUGGCUGCAACUGAAGAUGAGACUUGUACGAUUCGCGGUCACUUCUCCGAAGACGAUCAGAUUUUGUUUCUGGUGAUGAAUGGUGUAGAUGACGUCGCGAACAUUCGAAAAUGUCUAAAAUCAAAUCCAAAAUCGAACUAUUUCGAUGCGAUGGCUGAAAGUGAAUGCCAACAAAUCCGAAUGCUGCAUUUUUUGUUUAUUUCGUGUCAUUUUAUCAUUAUUUUUGAGCAAACAUCAAGAAUCGACUUGGAACUCAUGAGAUUUUUAAAAAAAGUCAACUCGGCGAGAAUUCAGCUGCGAAAGAAAAUAAAUCAACGUCUGGUUGCUUCGGAUCUUCGCGAUGUCUCUUUUAAUAAUCGAAUUUUGUCAUCUGCAGAAUCUGAGGGUCGAAUGGUUGUGCCACGUCUUUUGAUUGCUUUCCAGCGGAAUAAUAUCCGGCCAGACGUGAAUCCCGGCAAAAAGCUUCAGCGUGAACUCUACGAAAAACUGGAGAAGAACCUCGAUAAUCAAUUCAGCGACAUUCUGAAGCUCUACGACCUUAUCGAUUGCGGAGCAUCAUCCUUAUGCCAGCUGAACGAAACAAUACCGGUCGUCCAUCUUUUGAAUCCAAAAAUUGUAAAAAGAGAUAUCAUCGGAGAAAUGUUCGAGAUUCUGAUGGCCGACGCUGAAAAUACGAAAAUAUCCGGAAACGCCGGAACACUUCCCAGCAACAAUUCGUUCGUCAAAUUUUUAGAGGACAAUUUUCGCUCGGAGAAAAACGAAAUUUCUCUGGAAAACGUGAUCGAAUUGAUGAACUGCCUACAGUGUGUUCUCGAUGGUGAUUUGGAGGAAAAACACGAGAAAACUGCCAUUCAAACAUUUAUCAAAAGAAUUCAAAAUGACCAUAUGGAAGAAGCUCGACGACUUUACACUAAUGCUCAGCGGCCAGGAGAGAGACGGGGUGCGGAUCGGUUCAAAGAUUCUGAAAAACCGGUGAAAAUUCGAAGCAAGGAGGAGCACUUGAUGAGGUUCAACGAAGCCACUCAUUACAUCGAUUCAGUUGUCGGGGUGAAUUCACGUGAAGCGCUGUCUCAACUUCAGGCUCAAUGCAAUGAGAUGUGGCAAUCCGAUAUGCGUGCAUGCGAAUCUGUCUCAAUGAUGGGCCGCUCGUGUGUUCGGAAAAUCCAUCCCACAUUUGGUGAUCAGACGGCUCCCGAGCACCGCUGGACCGCGCAUGACGCUUCAAACACGAUGAUUUCCACGUGUGUCUGCGGACGGAAACAACUGAUACGUCCUGAACCGUUCUCUGUUAAAGAAGCGAAUUCCGAUUUUUAUGAUCACCCGGAUUUCAAGUGCUGUAGGCGAUUGUGGAGAUAUCAGUUUCAGUUAUAUCAAGAGGAUUCUGAGGAGAAGGAUGACAUCAUGUGGGCUGACCGAGAGUCAAAUUCUCUCCGAGCCGCGAAAAAGAUGGCUCAGCGCGAAGACGAGUUAGCCGAGGAAGAUACUGACCUGGAUAUUCCUGAAAGCCUGUUGGAUCCCGAUUCAACGUCACCAUCUGACGAAGAUGACGUCAGAGUUAGAACUAUGAGCAGUUCAGAGUCUUCAUCACAAGAAUCGGAUGCCUACCUUCGUCCGACGAGUCGCCGCGAUGAAUCUAUGGCAUCGAAAACUGAACGAGAAUUGACUAUCGACCACGUGAAGCGGAUGCAAAAGCUCGAACUCGCUGGAAAAUCAGAAGAUUUUCUGAUCACUGUGCCCAACUCGAUGACCACCGGAAAGCUGCCAAUAUUUCCAUCGUGGCAUCUAACGUCACUUGGUGACUCGAGUAUUUACAGUCAUGGAGCUGGACUUAAGAAUCAACCGAAUUUCAAAAUUGGGGGAGAUUAUUUAUCGCCUGUAGUUGUUCUAUUAGAUGUGAACUUCGACGUCUGGAACCGCGAUCUGAACAAAAUUCGAAGCGAGGAUUUCAGUCGAAAGUGCGGAAAAGACAACAAGGACGACUCGGCACGUGUCAAACUUUUUGUUGGAUUCGAAUAUGAAUGUUCCCGUGGUCACCGCUUCUUUGUGGACUACAACGGAGAACCGCUCAUCUACUCGAAAGGAUCGAAUGUUAUCAGAGAAUCCGCGCACCGAAGUUCGUUGGGAAAUGUCCUCCAGGCUGAUCUUCCGAUUAGAAGACCAUGUACGUGCCGGAAGCUUCCACUGCAAUCCGCACAACUGCAGAAGGUUCAUGUGGUGACUCCAAAAGCACCAGUUCAUAUUACUAUUGAUCCGAAAGUUUUGAUUCCAACUCACGAAGGCGUCUAUGGAACUGGACAGGAGCCGCUGGAACUUCAUCAUUCAAAAUACUACAUCCUCCACCUGCCAACUGUCUACUCUGGUCCAUCGGGAGCCUGGAUGCCCGGAGAGUUCAAUCCUGAAAAGCAAGGUGUCUGGAUGGGCGGAGCGCUGAAAGUCGCCUACAAACCUGUGAUGUCGUUCAAGUGGUGAUUGUUCUCGUGUGAUUUAUGUGUAAAUUCCGAAAUCUAUUGCUUUUUCCUAAAAAAAAUAAAUUGGAUUGUUCCUCAUCUCGGCAAACCAA
Molecule: messenger RNA, 2744 nt
Organism: Caenorhabditis elegans
Lineage: Eukaryota; Metazoa; Nematoda; Chromadorea; Rhabditida; Rhabditidae
Gene: smg-8
Product: Nonsense-mediated mRNA decay factor SMG8
Exons: 9
Coding region: 32-2653 (873 amino acids)
Biological process (GO): nuclear-transcribed mRNA catabolic process, nonsense-mediated decay
Source: RefSeq, marked reviewed